Molecule: messenger RNA, 744 nt
Organism: Dinoponera quadriceps
Lineage: Eukaryota; Metazoa; Arthropoda; Insecta; Hymenoptera; Formicidae
Product: acyl-coenzyme A thioesterase 13-like
Exons: 3
Coding region: 267-686 (139 amino acids)
Molecular function (GO): fatty acyl-CoA hydrolase activity
Source: RefSeq, a predicted model, not a curated record
UCAAUACAUUUUAGAAUACUACUUUAAUACUUCUAAGUUAACUUUUCUGAGUGUAGUCAUAUAAUUAUAGGUGUUUUAAAUGCAAUUAAUAUCUUUAUCUCAGACUUAACGUCUUAUCUAACUUAACGGCAUAUCUCACAAUAGAACCACCCACAAUAGAAAAAGCAUCGUUUUAACAUAGCGGUUAUAAAAACGAAACUUCCACUGAAUAUUUUGUAUUGUAACACGUACUUGUAGUUGUGAAACGUAUAAAUUUACUAUCCAUUAUGUCUCGUGUUGCAGAUAUUGUAAGACAAGUAUAUCAGAAAAUAAUAACAACUAAAAAUUUCGGACAGUGCAUGAGAAAUGUGCAACUGCUCUCGGCUGGCGAUGGGAACUGCAAGGCACAAUUUACAGUAAGCGAUGAGCAUGUAAAUGUGAUGGGUACUUUACAUGGUGGUUUUACCAGUACAGUCAUAGACUGUGUGUCUGGCUACGCAUUAGCAUCCGUGGGUACUGGUGCUCUUGGAGUUUCAGUAGACUUACACGUCACGUUCAUGAAGACAGCAUCUAUUGGUGAAGUAGUGACUAUUGACGCUUCGACUAAACGUGUCGGCAAAAAAUUAGCUUUCCUUACGGUGGAACUCACGAAAAACGAGGGUAAGGAUAUCGUUGCGCUUGGCCAACAUACCAAAUAUUUCAUUUAAUGAAAUAACAAUUUAUUUCAUAUGUAUUAUACAUAAAUUAAAUAUAUUAAUUAUGUAC